CUUAAUUGCUCCUGUAAGUCACUCUGGGAAAGAGCGUCUGUUCAAUGACGUAAAUGUAAAAUGUGUGGCUCGAAGACGGGGAAUAUUAAAUGUCACGUGAAGCUCUCCAUCAUGUGACUGGCGGAAAGGCAAAAUGGCGGCCACGGGAAAGGAGGCUGCUGCGAUGGACAGCAUCUCCAGAGUACCCCCGGCCCAUCCCACCGUCCUCAGCCUGGGAGGGAGCUCCGAACCCCAGGGAGAGCCUGGCGAGACUGCUGCUGAGGACCAGGUUGUGCCCGCGGCGCCCAAGAAGCCCACCACCAGCAGCAGUGACGGUGGGGUGGAGACUGCAGAGGAGGCCGUAGAGCCAGCAGAGUCGGACAUCAAUGAGCUCUGUACAGACAUGUUCGAUAAGAUGGCUGUCUUCCUACAAGGAGAACUCACAGGCACCUGUGAGGACUACCGUCUGCUGGAGAACAUGAACAAGCUGACCAGUCUGAAGUACAUGGAGAUGAAAGACAUCAGCAUUAACAUCAGCAGGAACCUGCAGGACCUCAACCACAAGUACGCCAGCCUCCAGCCCUAUCUAGACCAAAUAAACCAGAUUGAAGAACAAGUGUCGUCUCUGGAGCAGGCUGCUUAUAAACUGGACACCUACUCCAAAAAGCUUGAGGCCAAGUUCAAGAAACUGGAGAAGCGAUGAGGAGGAGUAAAUAUGGAAGAAGAAUAUAAGGAAAGGAGGAAGAGGGGUUGAUGGAGGAGGCCUGAGGGGUACUGGUCCUCCUUCUCCCUGUCUGUAGACCAACCCUAACCCAUUUGAUUUGAGGAAGCAAGACCCACAUCUUUACAACAUCAGCCUGAUAUAGAGAGGUAUGAGGUAGCCUGGGGUUGGUUGGAGGGAUAUCCCAGAUGUUAGACCUAGAAUUAUCAUUUUGGUUGGAUCAUUAAAGUUGCAUGUAGAUGGGGCUUUGGGUAGUUUAUUGAGUCCUUAUUCCUGUUAGCAGCGUUCCAGGCCGCUCUGUGUCGUCCUGUCACAAUUGUAAUUUACUUCCUGGAUUUAGUGAAUUUAUCCUGAAUUGACCCCUACCCUGGUGCACACUACCCUAGAAUCACCAACCUCCUAACCUUGAAGUUACACAGCUAAGAAGAUGAUGACAACCAAAUUAAGGCCCCCUGUAGCUCAGUUGGUAGAGCAUGGCGUUUGCAACGCCAGGAUUGUGGGUUCGAUUCCCACGGGGGACCAGUAUGAAAAUGUAUGCACUCACUAACUAAGUCGCUCUGGAUAAGAGCGUCUGCUAAAUGACUAAAAUGUAAAUGUGAAUUCACUUUUCUACUGAUGGACUUUAGCUUCUUUAAAGAUUUUCUUCUGCUGGCAUCAUGAACUGAAUUCAAACCUUUUAUAAUACUUUUCUGCUUGUGUAUACUAAUGUCCCUUAAAAGCAUUGCCAUACAUGUUUGAUUGCAGCAUGUGUAAAAUGUAUCUUCUAAAAACAUUAACUUUGAACUGAAAAUACAUUUGUGAAGGAAA
Molecule: messenger RNA, 1507 nt
Organism: Coregonus clupeaformis (lake whitefish)
Lineage: Eukaryota; Metazoa; Chordata; Actinopteri; Salmoniformes; Salmonidae
Product: biogenesis of lysosome-related organelles complex 1 subunit 2
Exons: 5
Coding region: 134-682 (182 amino acids)
Biological process (GO): endosomal transport; lysosome localization
Cellular component (GO): BLOC-1 complex; gamma-tubulin complex; BORC complex
Molecular function (GO): gamma-tubulin binding
Source: RefSeq, a predicted model, not a curated record